This is a messenger RNA of Sorghum bicolor (sorghum), 1806 nucleotides long. RefSeq lists its product as uncharacterized. The record is from RefSeq and is a predicted model, not a curated record. NCBI's taxonomy places the organism in Eukaryota, Viridiplantae, Streptophyta, Magnoliopsida, Poales, Poaceae. The transcript is spliced from 7 exons. Bases 42 to 1544 code for a protein of 500 amino acids.
UCGGGGGGCUCCUCCCAUCGAAUCGGAAUCGGAUAGGAAGCAUGGAGAUCUCGCUGGAGGCGUCGUGGGUGGGCGUGCAGCGGCACGGGCAGGACCUGGCGGACCGCCUCGCGCAGGGCUUCUCGGGGCUGCUCCUCCACGCGCACCCGCCGCAGCUGCCCCCGUGGUCGCCGCCGGCGCUGUUGCCGCCCAAGAUCGUCAUCCCCUUCGACAUCGACCUCCCCGUUGUCCCCUUCGUCGGCGGGGUGCGCCGCGCGGCCGGGGCCGUGGACCUCCCCGCCGUCGCCGUCUCGUCGCUCGUCGAGAUCGGCGGCAGGCUCGGGCAGGCCGGGUCCGAGCUCGGUGCGGCGGUUCAGCAGCUCGCGCGCCUGGUGCCGGUGCCUGUGCCUGUGCCUGUGCCGUUCCUGAAAUGGGAAGCCGCACAGCCGCCGACCGUGGUGGCAGUGGACGAGGGGGAGGUUGCUCUCGCUGUGAGGACGGUUGCGUCCACCAACGUCCCUUUGGAAAGGGCUGUAGACAUAGGGUCCCUCGAAGUGGCAGCGGCCGCUGCUGCUGCGGCCACUGGAAGUGCCACUGCAGCUAGUGCGGGUGCGGUUGGGGCCAUGGGCGACGAUGGACUGGAUGAGGAGGAAGACGGAUUUGAUUGCGAAAUUGGGACAUUGGAGAACUUUGAGAAGGCUAAGGGCACUGUAAAUAUCUCAGCAACUUACAACACCAGGCACAAUGACUUCGAGAGUUCAGUAGUUGCACGAGGAGACCUUUGGAGGUUAGAGUCAUCGCGUGGCAAUUUAAAUUCUGGAAAUGAUAGUUCACCUCUUUUCCUUGUUCAACUGGGGCCUUUACUGUUCGUUCGAGACUCCACGCUUCUUUUGCCCGUUCAUCUAUCAAAGCAACACCUUCUUUGGUAUGGUUAUGAUCGCAAGAAUGGAAUGCACUCCCUAUGCCCAGCUAUCUGGUCAAAGCAUAGAAAAUGGAUGCUGAUGUCAAUGAUGUGCCUCAACCCUGUAGCUUGUUCCUUCAUGGAUGUACAAUUUCCAAAUGGACAAUUGACGUAUGUUGCUGGUGAGGGGAUAACAGCAAGUGGUUUAAUCCCUUUAUUUGGCGGGUUACUCCAAGCACAUGGAAAGUGUCCUGGUGAUACAAGAGUGAGCUUCUCUUUCAAGAACAAACAAGGUACUAGGUUCACUCCAACGUUUCAGUGGCCUGACAAUUCCGUUUCACUUGGAGUUGCACAAGCUGUAGCAUGGAAGAGGUCUGGCCUUAUGGUGAGGCCCAGCAUUCAAAUCAGUGUUUGCCCCACUUUCGGAGGAAGUGAUCCUGGAAUACGCACCGAGUUUGUCCACUCUUUGAAAGACGAACUCAGCGUAAUGUGUGGUUUCUCUUGCUCACGACAUCCCUCAGCAUUCACAUCUCUCUCUCUUGGGCGAUCCAAAUGGAAUGGCCAGGUCGGCAGUUCGGGACUAGUAAUCACCUUGGAGACACCCCUUGACAACAUGGCAAGGCCUUCUUUAUCUGUUCAAUUGAACGGGGGUUUUGAGUUCUGACGUCCCCCGUCGUGAGCUCUGGAUACAACUGUAUAUACCGUAUCUCAUUUCGAGAAGAUGAUACCACUGUAUAUAUUGUACGAUCCCCGUAGACAUAUAGCUGUGUUUCAGUAGAUAUCUUCCCAACGAGUGAAGUGUAUAGUCCAAAGAAAACAGAAAAUGGCCUACUGUUUUGGUCCACUAUGAAUAAAUUUGAAGGCUCAUAUGUCGUGCGUUACAACUAUUUGUCUUAAUAACAGCUAUACUCCUAUGUCAAUCUUUU